AUGUCUUUUGAGGGAGAUGCCGCGUUGCAUUCAUUUACCGAAGGCGGGGCUGAGCUUGUUUUCCACGAUUCUCAAGUAGAUGCUCUAAUAACUAAGAAUGAGAACUGCGCUGUGUUCCCCACGUUGACACCCAAUGAGGGUGAGUCUUUGUGUAUUUCUCAGUCUGUGCCUCUGGUUGAUGGUGGGGAUUUGCCUCUUUCUGAAAAGAUUGCUGUAGGGAGAACGGCAGAGCAAGAGGGGCACAACAGUGAGGAAAGGCGUGGGCCAUUGAUAUCGGAUGCGGAAGAAAAAGCUGCGAACCCGUCUUGUGUGCCCAAUAAAAUUCUAUUUGGACUCGCAUCGGUGGGAAAAAGUGUUGAUCCGUCUUCGGUAAAUGCCACUAUAAGGCGUGAAGGUCCAACUGCAGGUGGAAUGCGGCAUUGCAGCACAUGUCCUGAAUCCUCCCUUUGCGCUCAAUCAGCGGAAGAUACCGCCAUUAUGGGGAGCGACGAAAACACUACAGCUGCAUUAAAGCCUCAAGAUGAGCAAGAGAUGCUGCAGUGGUUGGGCGUCAAAAGGAGGGGUGAUCUUUUGUCUCGGUAUCUCGUCAUGGGGUCUGUGGCCGCCACUCAACAGGGCCAUGGUGUUAAUGAUACCUGUUCUUUUGGCUCCAAAGAAAAACAUGUGGAUCCCCAAAUGCGAAACCUAUUGUUGCAGGAGGUCCAACGGACUGGUUCGAGGGGGCGUUUCCCCAACAAGCAGAUAUUUCAAAGGAAACUUGUUCUGCUGGGUCAUCAGGAGGUUGGCAAGACAUCUCUGCGGAAGUGCUUUGAGUCGGAGCCAUAUUUUUUAAAGAAGCUUCCGGACGUGAAAACGACAACGGGUGUGGAGGUUUGCAGCCAAAAUAUUUGUGUUGGUGAAGAUUGUAUUCAGUUGAUCCUGUCGGAUUUUGCCGGACAGGAGGUCCACCACUCACACACACGAUUCCUUACCGAUCGAUCAAUUUUUCUUCUUGUAUGGAAGAUAUCUUCUGUUGAGCAGGACUUUCAGAGUUCUGGCAUCUCUGUGAAGGAGGAGGAGCGACUUUACAAGUGGAUUGCAGAGGUAUAUGCCAAGUUUCCUCGAGCUAAGAUGGCGCUUGUGGCCACUCAUUUGGAUGAGCUUCGGGUACAGGGACAGCGCAGUGUGGAGAGAAUCCUGUUAAGGGUGGAGAAGAAAGUCACAAGCUUCAUGCAGCGCAUAGCUGCCACAGACCCCACUACUGGCAAGAUCGUCACCAAUGAGAUUGUGGGCAACUUUGCUGUUUCAUGUAAGACGCGUGAAUUCAUUGCGACUGGUGGAUUACGGCGUUUUUCUGUUCGGAAGUUAAGUGCUCUUCUGCAGUUCUUUGCUGAGGUGGCACACCGGGACUGCAUGGAAGACACGGACUUCCCUGCCGCUGCUAUUCCUGGGCGUCACUUGAAACUUCUGGAGAUGUUAAUGAACGAGAAAAAGCGAUUCCCAGAGAAGUUUUUUAUGCCUUUGAGGCACUUUAUUUAUUCAGCGGUGCAGUUUGGCGUGGCUUCAGAUGAGGAACUGCUUCAAAUUGCUCGUCUUAUGCACAGCUGGAAUAUUAUUUACCUCUCUAACCCGUACUGUUUGUCGGAUAACAGUCCUAUCAUGCUACGCCCUUUGUGGUUGAGUCGCCUUGCGGCGGCUUUGUUUUCAUACGCCCAGGUAAUUCGCACACCACUCCAUCUUCGCAGCGUAAUUGGGCGUCUCGAAUACACCGUAAGUGUUGCCGAGGCUGCAGACAUGCACCUUAUGAGCAAAGGGUUUCUUCGGUGGCCUUUGGUCCGUGUAUUAUUCCGUGCUCCACUUUUUGAUAUUUUGGGCCACGAGCCUGAUGAUUUGGAUUACACUGUGGCCGUACGCUUUCUCAUCUCCUUGAGUCUUCUUUAUCCCGUUCUCAUACCAUGUGAUGAGUUGGCGCUGCUGGAGGAGGAGACACCGAUUGACAUUGAGGCGGGACAGCCGAUAGUUCGCGAGCCGAAAAUUACACGCUACUUUGUGCCUAGCCUUUCUCCAUAUUUUGUCCCCGACAGCCUGAGGCGGCUUGCACCGGUUUUAUUUAAGCGUGGACCAAAACUGAGGUUUGUGUUCAAUCUUCUUCCGGAUGAAGCAUGGUGGCGGUUCCAGUUUCGACUUCAUUCAUACCAGCAAGUUGUCGUUCUGCAGGAACCUUGUGGAGCUUUGUUGGCAGGUAACAAGGGUGAUGAUGAUGAUGAUGAUGAUGGUGACGCAUUUGAUGAAUACCGACUUCUCGAGGCAGAUGAAGAACACAACCGAUGGAACGAUGCCAUGUGGCUCUCAGGGGACUGUUGCCGCGUCUUUUUGUAUCGUGAGGGGCUUCAAGUGAUACGCGUUUUUUCAACAGAGACAAAGCCGCACGCUGCGGAGUCGGUGCUUGAAGAUAUCGAGCGGACCAUUUCGAGUUUGCUGGAGGAGUACUGUGGAUUGCAGCGGACGGUGCAAAUUGAAUGCCCGGAGCCAAAUUGCAACGGUUGGCUAAUGUCAAGUGAAUUGUUGACGGGGACCAAAUUAAAGUGCCAGAUUUGCAAGCAGAUGAUCAGCACUGAAGAUGUCGUUGCUUUUGCUGCCGCUGAGUGUGUUGAACCACGACGCUCUCACUGCUUUAGCGACACGCUGCUGAAGGAAGCUGGCGAGCUGCUUUGCUUUUCCUUGAAUUCCAUGGGAUGCAUGCAGUUUUGUGAGUAUCUUGGGCUGGACCACACAAUCCUCUGUGGCGCUAUCUCCAAGGAUAGCUGUAACACUGACGGUGACGAGGAGGUCACACCAACCGAACAGAAUCCAGAUUACAUGUAUGCGCUCGAUAAAGUCGUUCGCGCGGCCAUGCUGCGUCAGCUGCGGGAGCGCGUAGAGGAAGAAGCACGCAGGCGUCGGAUGCUGGAGCCUGCUCCCACUGCACUUCAAGUAUCGUUUUGA
Messenger RNA from Trypanosoma cruzi, 2964 nucleotides. RefSeq lists its product as uncharacterized. The record is from RefSeq and is a predicted model, not a curated record. Bases 1 to 2964 code for a protein of 987 amino acids. NCBI's taxonomy places the organism in Eukaryota, Euglenozoa, Kinetoplastea, Trypanosomatida, Trypanosomatidae. The transcript has a single exon.